Messenger RNA from Sipha flava (yellow sugarcane aphid), 1712 nucleotides. RefSeq names its product carboxypeptidase B-like. The record is from RefSeq and is a predicted model, not a curated record. Gene Ontology annotation, molecular function: metallocarboxypeptidase activity; zinc ion binding. Lineage: Eukaryota; Metazoa; Arthropoda; Insecta; Hemiptera; Aphididae. The transcript is spliced from 6 exons. Bases 322 to 1620 code for a protein of 432 amino acids. Gene Ontology annotation, biological process: proteolysis.
AUAAACUAAAGAUAAUAAAUACAAUUACUAUUAAAUGGCUAUUAGUAUGAAAAGAUCUAUUGUAGAUAUUAGAAAUUAGGUUUUAUAUUUUUUUAGUAAUUAAAUUCAAUAAGAAAGUAAAGAUUAUAACAAAAAGAUAUUCAAUUCAUGUUUCGGUCAGUAGGUAGAAAUUUUGGUCAAUAACUACUUCAGUUGUAUAAAUAAAACAUCAAAUAGGUGUGGCUUGGAUUGAAAUCAUAGCACAGUACCGGUUUCUGUUAACAUUAAAGAGUUCCCUGUGGUCAAGAAUUAGUUUAGUUUAUCCUCAUUUAGUUGUUCGAAAUGGAUGGUUGUUCCAAAGUGAUUUACUGUGUAUUUACACUUGUAGCUCUAUCAAAAUAUACUAUAUGUUCACAAAAUGACAGUCAACAAGGAAAUAUUGAAGAAAAAAUAUCUUAUGAUGGAGAUCAAGUAUUAAGAGUAGAAACUGUAAAUUCAAAGCAAAGGAAAACAAUUAAGGAACUUGAAAAUCAAGGAUUAAUUCAAAAAUGGUUUACAAAUUCUACAUCAGUAGAUAUAAUGGUAAAAAAAGCAAAUUCAAUAAUUGUAAAAAAUGCAUUGAAUAAUGGAUCACUAUCAUUUGAUGUAUUUAUUGAUGAUAUACAACGAGCUAUUAAUGAAGAAAAUCCACCAAUGAAUGAAGAUGAACUCUCUGGACGACAAGGACACAAUGUCACAUUUCAAAAUUACCAUAAAAUAAGUGAUAUAUAUAAAUACAUUGAUUAUAUAACUCAAGAAUAUCCAGAUUUUGUAGAAGUCCAAAAUAUAGGUAACUCAUAUCAAGGUGUUCCGUUAAGAGUAAUAAAAAUUAAGCCGGAUCAAAACACAACUGACAUUAAAUCCAUAUGGGUUGACGGAGGAAUACAUGCAAGGGAAUGGAUUGCCGUGUCUUCAGUUUUAUACAUAAUUAAUGAAUUAGUAUUCAAUAGAGACUCCUUAGAACCACAUAUGAAAAACAUUGAAUUUCAUAUAUUACCAAUUGUAAAUCCUGAUGGAUACAAACAUUCCCAUGAAAAGGAACGUUUAUGGCGUAAAAAUCGAAAUAAGCCCACAGCUAACUCAUGUAUAGGAACAGAUCUAAAUCGUAACUGGGAUUAUCAUUGGGGUGAGAGUGGAGCGAGCAAAUAUUCAUGUGCAGAAAUCUACCGAGGAGUUAAAGCUGGAUCUGAACCAGAAACCCAAGCAGUUGUCAAAUAUAUUAUGAAAAAUCCUAAAAUAUUUAAAGGAUUUGUGACAUUCCAUAGUUAUGGACAGUAUAUUUUAUAUCCAUGGGGAUAUGCCAAACGAGUACCAUCUGAUCAUACAGAAGUACAAAGAGUAGGUCAAGUUAUAGCCACAGCAAUCAAAAAAACUACAUCAGUAGAGUAUACUGUUGGUAAUAGUGCAACACUAUUAUAUCCUGCAGCCGGAGCAUCUGAUGAUUGGGCUAAAGGAGUAGCAAAAAUAAAAUAUGCAUACACAAUAGAAUUGAGAGAUACAGGAAAAUAUGGAUUCAUUUUACCACCAUCUGAAAUUUUAAGUACUGGAAAAGAAGCUUUUGUAGCUGUCUCAACAUUAGCUAGUGAAAUAAGUUCACAAUGAUACUAAAAAUAAUAGUGAAUGAUAUUAUAGAAAUACCUCAAACUCUAAUGAGGCACAAUUUUUUAAAGAUGAAGAACCUAUACUUUUCUUUU